AUGUCGGUGGCGGUGUGCCGUGGCCCAGCUGUUCCGUCCUUCGAGGCUCCCUGCUGGCUGCGCCCUGUCGAGCCGUACAAGCAGCCGGAGGUCGUCGUCGACGACCGGCCUGCGCAGGUGGACAUAUGGAACGCCAUCCAGGCCGACGUCGACAAGGUGGCGCCCGCCGGCGCUAAGAAGGCGUCCAAGCCGUACGUGCACCCGCUCGUGCGCCGGUCGUCGAGCCUGAUGAGCCAGAAGAGCCUCGAGGUCUGCACGGAGAGCCUCGGCAACGAGACCGGCUCCGGCGACUUCACGUCGUCCCUGGACAUGGCCAGCCUAUUCGACUCGCCGCUGCCGUCGGCGGUGGCUGCCGCAGCACCGGAGGAGUCCUUCUGGCAGCACGACGCGGCUCGCUGCUGCGAGGAGGAGCAGUGGGAAAGCAAGGAUCUCGCGGCGGUGAACUACCACUGCUCGGCCGGGGCGCGGUCACUGCGCCGCUCGUUCCCGCCGCCGCUGCCGUCCAUGUCGCGCAGCGACGGGCCGUGCCUGCAGAUGCGCCCGCGCCGCCAGGACGGGCGCCUCGUGGUCGAGGCCGUGGCGGUGAGGCCGCGCGGGUACCUCCACGCGAGGCGCCAGGGCGGACGCCUCCGCCUCUCCUUCGUCGAGUGCUCUGCUCGCGACCAGAGCGCGGCGAGCAAGAUCACCGAGGCCGCGGCAGAGGCGCCGUACUUCCGCACCGUGGAGCCCAGGAACGUGCAGGAGGAAGAGGCGGCCGUGGAAAUGGAGGAGGACGACGAGGUGAUGGAGGAAGAGGAGGAGGUUGAGGUGGUGGACAGGGGCACUGUCGUCGAGGUCAGUGUGAGCACGCAGCCGCAGCCGCACACCGCGGCCAAGGUGCACCGCUCGACGCUCGUGAUCAACAAGUUCGUCGGCAGCACGCCGCUGUCCGUUCUUGACCAACCCCGGUGCAACGCCGACACGACACAGCCCGAGGCGGACACUUGCGACGAGACGGCGGCGGCACAGUCACCACGCCCGACCCUGCGCCGGGUGCCGUCGUCCACGACGACGCUGGCGGCCGCGGUCGCCGUGGCCUCGACGGGGACCGACGACGUCCCGGCGGCUCCGGAAGACGACAACGAGUGCGGCGGCCUGCAUCUCUCCGGCGCCUACGCCGCGGCCGAGACCAAGCAGCUGCUGCUGUCGUUCACGUCGCGGAGAGGGGACAAGCAGGACCUGCUGCAGAGCGUGCGCCGGUGCCGGCAGCUGCGGCAGAAGAAGCUCUUCAUCCUGGAGCCCUACUGCAUUGCCACCUCCUGA
Molecule: messenger RNA, 1302 nt
Organism: Miscanthus lutarioriparius
Lineage: Eukaryota; Viridiplantae; Streptophyta; Magnoliopsida; Poales; Poaceae
Source: the annotation of a GenBank genome assembly